Bipolaris sorokiniana ND90Pr is the source of this 448-nucleotide messenger RNA. RefSeq lists its product as uncharacterized. The transcript has a single exon. The coding region runs from base 47 to 295 and encodes 82 amino acids. NCBI's taxonomy places the organism in Eukaryota, Fungi, Ascomycota, Dothideomycetes, Pleosporales, Pleosporaceae. The record is from RefSeq and is a predicted model, not a curated record.
CUAAUGCUUGUGCAGCAACCAGCAAGAUCUAAAUCUCAUCUCGCAGAUGGGCAUUACACCCGACGUUACUAUCCACGACCGUCGGCCUACGCUUAAAUCGGCAGCUCUUGCAGUCAUUGCGGCGUUUCGGAUGCAAAAGUUUGCGGACGACUGGGCACAAAAUAGAAAAAUCCACGAGCAGUUGAAGGCCAAGCUGGAGGGCAUGAGGAGGAAUAGCCGAAGAGCAGUGGGUGUGGGUAUGCCGCUUAGUGCGAAGAAGAGUAUUGGGGGUUCACAGUUGAGGAUUGCAAGGUAGAACCUGCAGUAUCCUUGAAACAUCUGAGACCCACAGUCUUGGGCGUGUUUUUCCAGUGUGAAGAGAUAGGCGGGGGUAUUGUUAGGCAUUACAUGGUGUUGAUUGUCAUUUACUCGUCUUUUCGGUCCUCGGUAUAGGUUAUGAAUGGGGGGA